CAUGAACAAAAAGAAUAUAUAUAACCCCCAAACCCCAAACAAGCAAGAGUAGCGUCUAAGAUUCAAGAAAAACCAAAGCGUACGUGGCAAGAAAUUCAAUCCAAUCCCGCGUAACCUUUCUCUUUCCUUUCAAUUUCAAUCUAAGAAAAAGGAAUUAUUAAACCAUUUUUCCAAAUCCAAAGUUUCAAACUCUAAUUUGAACUCGUCAAUUUUCCUUAUCAGUAGACAAAAAAGCGGUUUCAGUUCUUGACUCUGUCAAACAAAACAACAGGGAUUUUCGAAAUGUUAGGAGAUUUCAUUACUCGCUGUCUUAUAUUGCUUCUUGGAUAUGCAUAUCCUGGAUUUGAAUGCUAUAAAACAGUAGAGAGAAACAAGGUUGAAAUGGAUGAACUUCGAUUCUGGUGUCAAUAUUGGAUCAUUGUGGCUUUUUUCACAGUACUGGAAAAGUUUGCUGAUGUGGUUAUUGGAUGGUUGCCUUUGUAUGGAGAAUUGAAGCUUGCACUUUUUAUAUACAUGUGGUAUCCCAAAACUAAGGGGACAGGAUAUGUUUAUAAUAAAGUGUUGAGACCAUAUGUAUCUAAGAAUGAAAUUGAUUUUGACAAGUUGUUUCAAGAGUGGAGAGUUAGGGCAUGGGAUUUGGCAAUUUUUUACUGGCAAAAUUGCACUGAGUUGGGGCAGACUGCAUUUUUUCAAGUUUUUGAUCACUUGGCUGCUCAGUCCAAGAAACUUUCAAGCAAAACCUCCAAGAAGAAAAAAGAUGUUCCUGUUCCUAGUGCCCCACCAUUGCCUGAAAUAAGAUCAGCUUUGUUUGAAUUUCAACAAAAUGAUUUCUUUGGCCGCAAGAACAAGUAAGAAUCUCCAAAGCCCAACUAACCCAAUCAAUACAAUGAUCAAGCCCAAUGGUGAAGCCCAUUAAGCCCACUUCAUGUUGAAAAUGUAACAUUUUUGUACAUAUACUCACAUUAAGCCCAGCAAAAAAAACACCAUUGUUGACUAUUUUACCAUAGUUGAUACUUUCUACAUGUAAAUAAAUUGUAACAUAAUAUAACAUUGUGCUGCUGAAGACUGUUUUGUCUUUUGUGAUCAAA
Messenger RNA from Lathyrus oleraceus (garden pea), 1088 nucleotides. RefSeq names its product putative HVA22-like protein g. The coding region runs from base 283 to 852 and encodes 189 amino acids. NCBI's taxonomy places the organism in Eukaryota, Viridiplantae, Streptophyta, Magnoliopsida, Fabales, Fabaceae. The transcript is spliced from 8 exons. The record is from RefSeq and is a predicted model, not a curated record.